Messenger RNA from Helianthus annuus (common sunflower), 2247 nucleotides. Its product is annotated as WD repeat-containing protein 43. The transcript has 12 exons. Gene Ontology annotation, molecular function: protein binding. The record is from RefSeq and is a predicted model, not a curated record. NCBI's taxonomy places the organism in Eukaryota, Viridiplantae, Streptophyta, Magnoliopsida, Asterales, Asteraceae. The coding region runs from base 162 to 1970 and encodes 602 amino acids.
CAACUUAUUUACUCACACACAUCAUAAAACCCUCCCUUCAUAAACCCUAGUUGGCGCAUACGCAGCAACGCAGCACUGCUCGGCCGUUCCUCUGCUUUGAUUUUAAUCUUCCGUUUAAGGUGAUUGUCAAUUUCAAUUCAACAACCGAUUAAAGAUUUCCAAUGGACUCUGCAAAUAUCAGAGACGUAUUGACUUCCUUUAGCCCAUCGUUGGACUUUCUUGCUAUCAGUUCCGGUGAUGGCCGGAUUAAGAUUUGGGACACUAUAAAGGGCCAAGUGCAAACAGACUUUGCAAACAUCGUGUCAACAACUCAUGAAACAGACUUUUUUGCUAAACCUGAAGGUGGACGGCGCAUGUCGGUUGAUUACACUUGCAUGAAAUGGCUGCCCUUAGAGAAAAAGAAAAAAAGGAAACAGCGAAGCUCAUUGCUUAUUUUAGGAACCGGGGGUGGUGAUAUUCUAGCUUUGGAUGUAUCUGCGGGUCAACUAAAGUGGAGGGUCAGUGAUUGCCAUCCCGGAGGUGCCACUGCCAUCUCAUCUCCUUCAAGUGGAUCGAGUGUGUAUACUGCGGGUGUCGAUGGGAUGAUAUGUGAACUUGAUUCCAUGACAGGAAACUUGUUGGGCAAGUUUAAAGCCUCAGCAAAAGCCAUAUCUGCAAUGUGCGUUUCAUCAGAUGGGAAGCUUUUAGCAACAGCAGCAGCUCAACUAAAGAUCUUCAGUUGUUCAGACCACAAAAAGAUGCAGAAAUUUUCCGGGCAUCCUGUGGCUGUUCGGUGUAUAAGUUUCUCCGAUGAUGGCAAAUAUGUCAUUUCAUCUGCUGUCGGUGAACGGUAUAUCGCCAUUUGGGAGAUAGACGGUAGCAAAAAGAAAUCAGCUUCUUGUGUUCUUGCAAUGGACCACCCUGCUAUCUUCAUAGAUAGCAAGUCGCACGGUGCAGAUAACUCAGGUCUGUCCGUACUCGCCAUUUCAGAAAUGGGCGUUUGUUACAUGUGGAGCGGAACAAAUAUUGACGAACUGCACAAUUCCAAGCCAACAAAAGUCAUGGUAUCUGUAGACGAUGAUUUCUCUAAGAAUUACAAGGGUGCGGGCCCGACUAUAUUUUCGGCAAAAUUACAAACUUUUUCGAAGCCCGCAACUAGUCAAGUUUUUCUUGCCCAUGGCUUGCUGAUAAAGCCGACAUUCGAGAAACUCGCGGUACACUAUGGUACAGACGUAAAGCUAUCCAGUUCGAUGGAUGGUAUUCUCUUACCUUUGACCCAAUCUCAUAAGUCAAAGAAAGGGCAAGAAAACCGGAAUCACAUUACGGCUUUAGACCGUGCGAAUACCGAAGGUGCCUUGCUUCCGGUUUCUAAGAUUUUUGAUGCUCCUGAUGUCAAAAGCAGAGAUACACAUUCAUUAACUAAAGACGAUGUGGAAAUGGAGGAAGUAACCGUAUGCCUCGAAGACCGGCUGAGAGCUGAAGGCAUUCUCAUGAGUGAUAACGAUCUAAAAUCUAACACUGUUACGUUAUCCAAGCUUUUAAAGGGUGUCAACCUUGAAGCUGUUGUACCACAAAAACAGAUGAGAGCAGCUGUUUUAUCUAUGACACCGGAGGAUGCGUGUACAUCGUUAAAAAUAUUGUUGUCCAUGUGGCAAUCAAGGUCAAUGAACGGGCAAUACAUUCUUCCAUGGGUUUGUUGCAUAUUAGUGCAUCAUGGCCACUAUGUUAAAUCUGAAGAAUCAGCAUCGCAAUUACUGGAUUCAUUGCAUAAGCUAACAAAGUCAACAGGGUCUGUUACUCAGUCUUUGCUACAGUUGUCCGGGCGUUUGCAACUUGUAACAGCACAGAUUAACAAGGCUGCUGAUAAAAGUCAAAUUUUGAAACAAGAAAGUGAAGCUGAAGACGAUGAUGAUGAUGAUGAUGAAGAAGAAGACAUGCUUUAUGAUGAAGAUGACACAUCUGAAAAUACUAGCGAUGACGACAAGAACUAGGUCAGUUUCAGACAAAAAACAUAGGUUUUGUUUUCUUCAUUAGAUGUCAUUUUCCCUGUGUAGAAAUGAUAUCUUCGGAGGUAUAAUUUAGUAAUUUAGAAGCUUUCCUAUUAUUAUUAUUAUUAUUAUCAAGUCUUUGGUCAUGUUCUAAACGAGCCCUGCAGAAACAGUUACGUCUUCUCUAGUUCUCUUUUUGGUGAUUUUUUGUUAACUUAAUGUAAUUGAUCUUGUAAGCUACAGUUACUGAAUAUCAGAAAAGUUUUGUUUUUUUUCACCA